Messenger RNA from Hippopotamus amphibius kiboko, 312 nucleotides. Its product is annotated as small integral membrane protein 10-like protein 2A. Bases 1 to 207 code for a protein of 68 amino acids. Lineage: Eukaryota; Metazoa; Chordata; Mammalia; Artiodactyla; Hippopotamidae. The record is from RefSeq and is a predicted model, not a curated record. The transcript has a single exon.
AUGGCGGCGGCUCUGUCGGGCCUGGCUGUCCGGCUGUCGCGCUCGGCCGCCGCCCGCUCCUAUGGGGUCUUCUGCAAGGGGCUGACCCGCACGCUGCUCAUCUUCUUCGACCUGGCCUGGCGGUUGCGCAUCAACUUCCCCUACCUCUACAUCGUGGCUUCCAUGAUGCUCAACGUCCGCCUGCAGGUUCACAUUGAGAUCCAUUGAAGGCCUUCCGCGAACUGACAGGCAUGUCCUGGGGCUCAGGGUGUGAGAGCACACAGCAUGAGGGACGGCGGGGGGCAUCUCAGCACCCGCCUCGCAGAAGAGAAG